Messenger RNA from Pieris macdunnoughi, 795 nucleotides. The record is from the annotation of a GenBank genome assembly. NCBI's taxonomy places the organism in Eukaryota, Metazoa, Arthropoda, Insecta, Lepidoptera, Pieridae.
AUGGCCCAAUUUGUCCUCGUCAACGUUGUUGUGGCUGUACUUAUGAAACACCUAGAAGAAUCCCACAAACAAAUGGAAGACGAAAUCGAUAUGGACGUUGAACUCGAGCGUGAACUGGAAAGAGAAGCAGAUGAUGAAGAAGACAGAGCUCUUUGCAGAGCACUUGAAGAAUGUACAGCUCCCCCUCGGCCUUUAAAUAAGGUACCUUCUUUGCCCGCUAAUUUUACAUACAGUGAACCAAAACAUCAGAUCAUACCAUCUCCACGCCGCCGAAAAACAUUACAUUCUCAUCACGCUUUAUUGCCAGUUGCUCUUCCACAAAGAAGAGCCUCACUAUCUCCUCAUGCCUUUAGCAGACGGCGACAGGAAUCGACAACAGAUGCUCCUGCUUUAUAUGAAGAAGAUGCCCGAUUCAUAGAUGCAGACGAUGUGGAUGAAUUAGAGCCAGGAAGCCCCCCAAGACGAGACUCUUUCGCCCAAAAUCGUAGACAACGAGUUGAUAAGAGAAGUUCACUUCGGAGUGAGGAAGCCAGAUUGCUUCGUCCAGCUCCAGUGUUACUUGCAGUUCCUUCUACCAGACAGAGCUUAAGAGAUAAGACAAAGCGUAGACUUUCCACAGAAUCUGCGACGCCAAGUGAGGUGAGUCGCGCUUCAUUUCGGUCAAACGCAGAAAGGUCCGAUCCUUCUAUAACAGAGGAGGAAAAAAUUAGAAAUGUCAUAGCGGAAAGAAGGAAAAUAGACCCCGUGCGACCAGAACCUGAUGACAUAGUGGAGUUAUCAGAGCGUGGUUCCUAG